Messenger RNA from Agrilus planipennis (emerald ash borer), 3811 nucleotides. RefSeq names its product xylosyltransferase oxt. The coding region runs from base 250 to 3015 and encodes 921 amino acids. The record is from RefSeq and is a predicted model, not a curated record. Gene Ontology annotation, cellular component: membrane. Lineage: Eukaryota; Metazoa; Arthropoda; Insecta; Coleoptera; Buprestidae. Gene Ontology annotation, biological process: chondroitin sulfate proteoglycan biosynthetic process; heparan sulfate proteoglycan biosynthetic process. Gene Ontology annotation, molecular function: protein xylosyltransferase activity. The transcript has 4 exons.
UGCCCGUCCAGCAUCGGUCUAGAUCGGUUGAUCAGAUGUCGGAUCGUGUUCGAUCAGAUAUGAAUAUUAUGAAAUGAAUUGAAUCAUAACAUGAUCAUAACCAAUCAUAACAAAAUGAUAACAAACCAUGCUCACAUAAUGUUAAUCAAAUGUUUUUUGUUAUCUAAAUGAUUAGAUAUUACUUAUUCCUGUUGUUAAGUAAGAUCAUACUGUAGUGUUGCAUUGAAAAAAUAUUAAGCCAUUAAACAUAUGGGUAAAAAGUUUUCGAAAAAUGAAUUGCGCUGUGCAAUGGUUGUGAACAAAACCAUACGAACGCGAUGGAUUCGUAAAUACAAAAUAUUUUUUAUACUUGGAUUUUUUACUAUAAUUUUACAAAUGUAUCUUGCCAUUCAGUUUAUUUCGUUACACAAUGAAACAGAAAAUGAUAUCAGUUGGAACCCCCAGAAAGAUCAAUUAGAGUCAGAGGGCAAAGCAAAUUCCGCUAAAAAAGUUGGAUUAUUGGAUGAUGAAGAUACCCAAAUUUUUUCAAAUUCCCAAAAGGAGAAAAAACAAAUUAAUGGAAAUGAAUCAAAUAGAAGUAGCAACAAAGUACUAACAUAUUUACGAUUAGAAGAACUUGAUUUCAUUCCCAGUUGUGAUAUUGACAUCAAGGAGGCUAUUUCUGCUAUACAUAGAGCAACAACACAAAGAUGUAAACAGUUUAUUGCUAAUAUAACUUGUUCUGAGAAAGAGAAAAAAUUGUAUCCAGCUUCAUUACCUCAUUACUGUCCUACAGAUGGUUUUACUAAAAAUAAGGCAUUAGGAUGUUUUAAAGAUAAAAAUAAUUCUAGAUUGUUAAGUGGCUUUUAUGCAAAAUAUGAAAAGACUAAUUCACCUGAACACUGCUUGGGGAUAUGUCUACAAUCUGGUUUUCCUUUUGCUGGAGUACAGUAUGCAAAUGAGUGCUUCUGUGGAACAGAUAAACCUCCUUCAUCUGCAAAACUUCCGGACUCCUCAUGCAACAUGAAAUGCUCAGGAAAUGUCAAUAAAGUUUGUGGGGGUUAUUUUACAAUUAAUGUUUUUGAAACAGGAAUUAAAAGACCUACUUCUCAAACAGUUAUCACUGAUUCAUUAUUAAAUGCAAAAAGAGUUAAAAUUGUUUUUUUGCUUACAUUAAAUGGACGUGCUUUGCGCCAAAUAAAAAGACUGAUUAACAUUUUAGCUCAUCAAAAUGUUAUGUUCUAUAUCCAUGUGGAUGUGAGGCAGGACUAUUUAUUCAGAGAACUGCUUAUCCUAGAAAAACAGUUUCCAAAUAUUCUAAAGUUGACAAGAAAUAGAUUUUCAACCAUUUGGGGAGGUGCUUCAUUAUUAACAAUGCUGUUAUCAUGUAUGAAUGAACUUCUGCACUCUGACUGGCAAUGGGAUUUUAUUAUUAAUCUGAGCGAAUCAGAUUAUCCUGUGAAGACUAUUGAUAAGCUUAUAAAUUUUCUUUCCGUUAAUUCACACCAAAACUUUGUUAAGUCUCACGGACGAGAAGUGCAACGUUUCAUUCAAAAACAAGGUCUUGACAAAACUUUUGUUGAAUGUGAUAAUCAUAUGUGGCGCAUUGGCGAUCGAAAACUCCCGGAAGGCAUCGUAAUAGACGGUGGUAGUGAUUGGGUGGCGUUAUCACGUAAAUUUGUGGCCUAUGUAGCAAGCGAUACUCCAGCAGAUUUAGUUACAGGUUUAUUAAAAGUUUUUCGAUAUACUUUAUUACCAGCAGAAUCAUUUUUCCAUACUGUCUUGAAAAAUUCUGAAUUCUGUAAUCGAAGUGUAGACAACAAUCUCCAUGUAACAAACUGGAAAAGAAAACUAGGUUGUAAAUGUCAAUAUAAACAUAUUGUAGAUUGGUGUGGCUGUAGUCCUAAUGACUUUAAAACAGAAGACUGGAUGCGAAUCCAAAACACAGAGAAUAAACAGAUCUUCUUCGCGCGAAAAUUUGAACCUGUUAUUAAUCAAGCCAUUAUUCUCCAGUUAGAACGAUGGCUCUUUGGAUCAUUAUUUGAAGAAGUUCCUAAUGUAGAUUCAUAUUGGCAAAGUGUCUAUCACUAUCAAGAUUUGAGUCUUGUGGACGAUGCUCUUCUUACCAUUGCUCAAAGUGUUAUCAGACUUCAGUCUAAACGAUUUUUCAACCAACAUUGCCAAUUUCACUCUACUAAAAUCAUGGAGAUUACAACAUAUCAUAAACAGGAUAUGUACAAAGGCAACCUAAUAUUGUUUGAAACAAAUGAGGGAUUUCAUUUUGAACUAUUAUGUAAACCAAAAAGCCUUUUUAUUAUUCGCAAACUCACUUCUAUAUCCAAACGCUUAGAAAGUAUUACCGUUAGCAGUGAGUAUGAUCUAAAGGAAAAAGUAAGCAGAAAUUUUCUAAAGGCAUUAGGACCAUACUCAGAACCUGUUCUUAUUUAUCAGUUUAUGGCGGAUACGGAUUUUCAUACAAGAACCUAUAAUAUUUCAUUUGUAUGGAUAAAUCCUGCAGGAAAUAUUGAAGAAGUAAGCAGCAUUCAGUUAGAUGAAAACUUUACCAUUGAAAUUGUAAAGCCGUCUUUAAAGCAACCAUUAUUACCGGGAUUAUGGAUAAUUUAUCUAGUUCAUGAACGGGAAGUGCUGGUUCAAGUUAAAUUUCUAAUAGUUCCUCUUCAGUAUGUGUCAGGAAGUCCUAUAAAUAAUUCUCAGAUAAAUUAUUUCCAUUCUGGAAAUGGAGAAGUAAAAGAAUUUAGCGUGGAAUGGAAUGAUUAUGGACCAAGAUCAAUAGAGAGAGAAAGUUUAAAGAGAACAUCUAUAGCUAAUUCAAGACGUUUUGGGGAAGAUCUCGAAAAUUGGAUAGAUUCGCUCGUUAGUAAGUCGUAUAAAUUAGGUGAAUUAUGCAUCGUGAAAAUAUCUAAUAAUUCGUGUUUCGAAAAUUUAUCUUUGUGCGAAAAAACUGACUGGAGUAGUAUGUCUCCAGAUCCAAAAAGUUCUCUCAAGAAUUUAAGUAGAAAAUUAUCCGAAUCGUAGUUUUCAUUUUGUUUACCGUUAGAAAUCUUCAGUGCCAUUUAAAUAAAAUAAUCAAUGUCAUUCAAAAGUCUGAUAAUGUAUUCUGUACAUAUUGAAGAAAUUAUUUUUAUUUAUAUUUUAAAUGUUUGACAGAUUUUUGUAAGUUAGGUAGUAGAAAUAAAUGAGCAAUGUUCUCGUAAUUCGUAAACAGUUAAAAUGUAAUAAAAAGACCAAAAGAAGACGCUACUGUCUCGUGCAUGUAGGUUUAACAUAAAAUAUGGAAACUUUUAUUUACAUAAAGUACGGAUUUUUUAAUGCUUAAGUGUAUCCAAUUUUUCAAUGUUUUACUUUAUUUCUGUUAACGGUAGUGGAUUAAGAGUCACGCUCUAAAAUUAGUUUAUGGUUUAAACAAGUGUAUUUAUUAACUGUAAGCGUGAAUUAUCUAAAAAGAAAUCAUUUUAAUUACGAUGUACCUACUAAAUUAACACUUCAUUUAUAGAAUAUAUAUUGACAUACAAUACGUAUGUAUGUUGUGAUAAAAAGGUGCUCGAUAUAAUUAGUGUAUACUUUUAUAUGUUAUGUAUUUAUUGUAUGUAAUCUUAUUGGCAGGGCAAAUUAUAAAUGAAAAAUUUUGUUGUUUUAAAAUAAUGUGCAAACAACACUUAGGUACUGUUAAAUAACCCAAAAAAAUUCAAUUUACGGUACAGAUAACUGUUCGUUCUUAUUUAUUUAUUGUAUGUAUAAUUAUAAAAUGUAGAAUAAUAAGUACUGUAAUUGUGAGGUAAAAUAAACUAUAUUUUAAUUUAACGAAAUCAUA